CUCUCUCGCUCUAACACACAUAACUCAAAUAUUUUGAAAAAAAAAACUCUGUUAAAAAUUCUUUUGCCAAAUGCCUAGCGAUCAUUAGUGGCGGCGCAGCAUGCAGGUAGGCUACAAGCUGCGCCGGGCGCCGCAGCCACGCCCCCUCGUCCGUCAUCUGAUGCGCAGCAUCUUGCAGCUGCUACAGAGCACACAGCGUCCGAUGCGCGAUACGGAAAUCGUUUCAACGCUAGCCGCGCGCCUGCAUCGCAGCGAUCCGGAAUUCCAGCGCCAAGUGUUACUGAAUCUGCACGAUGCGGUCAGCUACGGCAUACUGAAGCGCCAGCUGAAUGUCUACUCCCUGCGCUCCAAGCAGCUGUCGGCAAUCAUGGACAGCCUGGCGCCAAACAGUAGCGGCAGGACCCAGCGCUGAGCAUUUUGAUAUUCUGCAGAUGACUAAAAAUUACAUUUGAGUGCAUCGAUAUGUUUUAUAAUAAAUCAAGUACAUAGUGAAC
Messenger RNA from Drosophila hydei, 494 nucleotides. RefSeq lists its product as uncharacterized. The transcript has a single exon. The record is from RefSeq and is a predicted model, not a curated record. Bases 101 to 412 code for a protein of 103 amino acids. NCBI's taxonomy places the organism in Eukaryota, Metazoa, Arthropoda, Insecta, Diptera, Drosophilidae.